UUCGCCAAGUACUCUUCGGCACCGCACCAUUGCGCCUCUUGUUUGACGUACUGAAAUGAUCGCUUCUUCUUCUCUUUUAUCAUCGAAGGGCGCUCGAAUUGUUGGAGCCCUCCCGGGCCGCAGCCUUCGAAGCCUCUCGAAACCAUUCGCCCUCGAGACUUUUCGAUCCCUGAAAACCCGAAGGACGUCUCCGAUCGCCGCUGGAAUGGAAGACGCCGCCGCUCCGAACCCCGCUCCUCCAGCGUCGACUGACGGCGCCGCUGCCGCCGGAGGAGACAGGGCUAGGGUUUCGACCGCCGCGGGCGGAGGGCUGGGAGUGGGCGACUGCUUCGAGCUUUCUCCGUCGACCAUCCUCAAGCUCCAGAAGGGAGACGUUACCACGUGGUUCAUCGACGGAUCGACCGAUGCGAUCGUAAAUGCAGCUAAUGAACGAAUGCUUGGAGGUGGUGGUGUUGAUGGAGCCAUACAUAGAGCUGCUGGCCCAGCACUUCGAGAGGCAUGUUCAAAAGUUCCAGAGGUCUGGCCUGGAGUUCGCUGUCCCACUGGAGAAGCUAGAAUAACACCAGCUUUUCGGCUGCCUGUAUCUCAUGUAAUACACACUGUUGGCCCCAUUUAUGAUGUUGAUAAGCAGCCUGAGGUUUCCUUAGGGAAUGCAUACAGAAACAGCUUGAGGCUUGCUAAAGAGAACAACAUUCAGUAUAUUGCUUUUCCAGCCAUAUCGUGCGGUGUUUAUGGUUCUCUUGCACACCUUCUUUCACAGAUAUCCUUUCAAAGAAGCUUCCAGAAUAGCUAUAUCUACAGCAAAAGAAUUCUCCGGUGACUUCAAGGAGGUGCAUUUUGUUUUAUUUUCAGAUGAUCUUUACAAGGUUUGGCUCGAGAGUGCUCGUGAGCUACUUUAGGAGUUUGUGUGCAAGAACCACUUCUUCUUGUUACUCCUACUGGUAAAACUUGAAGACAGGAGAUCCAAGGCAACAGUAAACUUGAGGUUAAACCAUGAGUAACAAUAUGUUCUGUUUUCUCUGUUCUUCUGGAUGACUGUUAUCUUUCUCUUUAACUAAACAGGAAACUCAAUCCUGGACCCAUUAAAAAUAAAAGCUCCCGGGCAUGGAAAAGUCCUGUAACAGUUGCAUUUUGUAGAUCCUUGCUCUGAGAAAGCCUCCGCUUAGAUGCUUGAGUCUUGGAUUACCGAGCAAAACAUACCAAUAGUUGUGUAUAAGGCCGAGAGGUUAAAGGAUUUUGUCAUUAACCUAGUAACUCAGGUAUUUGGUUGUUUAAUGUAUUUGGUUGUUUAAUUGACCUUCAA
Elaeis guineensis (African oil palm) is the source of this 1303-nucleotide messenger RNA. RefSeq lists its product as uncharacterized. The record is from RefSeq and is a predicted model, not a curated record. Lineage: Eukaryota; Viridiplantae; Streptophyta; Magnoliopsida; Arecales; Arecaceae.